This is a messenger RNA of Trichomonas vaginalis G3, 756 nucleotides long. RefSeq lists its product as uncharacterized. The record is from RefSeq and is a predicted model, not a curated record. Bases 1 to 756 code for a protein of 251 amino acids. The transcript has a single exon. Lineage: Eukaryota; Parabasalia; Trichomonadida; Trichomonadidae.
AUGAUUGGAAAUUUAAUUUCGAAGCUAAAAAGCGUUAUUGACUCUUUUCCAGAGCUUACUGCUUUAACAAAUGAAAUCGAUAACAUACAGAAAGCAGAAAAUAAGAGAUUAGCUGGAUUACAACAAGCUUUUGGUUCAAAUUUAUCCGAAUUUGCAAAAUCGACCGGAGAUGAAAUCAAAGUACCGUUAUUGGAACUUCAAAAUAGUGCAAAUAUGCAAGUAUCUUUACUCAGACGUCUUUUAACUUCAACUUCAUCUUUUCCAUCUGAUAUUAAACAAAUAUCUAGCUUUCAUGAUAAUAUAGAAAAGCAUAGAGCAGCAUUACAAGCAUCUCAAACAAAGUUACAACAAAAAGAAAAAGAAGUUCAGAAAAUGUCUGAAAUGCUUGAUAGAGAACAGAAAAAACAGUUAACACUAUUUGAGAGGUCUAAUACACAAGCGAAACUUGAUGAAUGCUCAUUGAAAAUGCAAGAAUAUAUAGAUGAAAAUCAAAGAUUACUUGUUGAAGUUCAUCAGCUUGAAUAUGAAUAUAGAAAAACCAUUAUGCAGAUAGUUAUAACUGCAUACGAAACAUUUUCCACUGCAAAUUAUCGUGCUUACAGCGAAUUUCCAAAUACUUCCUCAAAAAUCGAAGCUUUUGCUAAACAAAUUACUGCACAAACUGAUAUUUCGUGCGAAGACCUACAGAAACAGCUAAAUAUAUAUGACCAUGAACUUGAUUUAAUCAAGAACGAAGAAGAUCCAAAACCAAGAUAA